Cloeon dipterum is the source of this 2145-nucleotide messenger RNA. RefSeq names its product serine/threonine-protein phosphatase 6 regulatory ankyrin repeat subunit B-like. Bases 1 to 2145 code for a protein of 714 amino acids. The record is from RefSeq and is a predicted model, not a curated record. NCBI's taxonomy places the organism in Eukaryota, Metazoa, Arthropoda, Insecta, Ephemeroptera, Baetidae. The transcript has 6 exons. Gene Ontology annotation, cellular component: nucleus. Gene Ontology annotation, biological process: positive regulation of transcription by RNA polymerase II. Gene Ontology annotation, molecular function: protein binding; transcription cis-regulatory region binding.
AUGUCGUCAAAGAAAAGGGAAACUUCCGCCAUCAACAAACGGAAGAUAGCAGAUUCACCAGAUUCACGUAUUAAAGAAAAGCAACCUCGGGUGAGCGAAGAAGUCAUAAAAGAAAGCUUCCUGCAGCACAGACUGGCCUUCAUCAAUGACUGGAGAGGCGAUAUCCCGGAACUGCACUUCGCCGCGCAGUUCGCCGACCUGGAGGUGUGCCAGUUCCUGGUGAAGGGGGGCGCCAACGUCAGCGACAAGUGUGGAAAUGGCAAAACUCCUCUCCACUAUGCCAUAAAAAACAAAACGUGUUCCUUUCCAAUCGUCGAAUUCCUCGCGUCCAAGAUAGUGAAAGAGAGGUGCGAUUACUGGCGUUCCCUCAUUUUCAUCGCACUCGAUGAUCAGAACUACCGCACGGCCGAGCUUCUAUCGAAACUGUUUGAUGAGGAGAAUGAGUACAACCUGCUCCGAUUUUGCAUCAAGGAGAACAACCUGAAUUAUGCCAAGUCCGUUCACGACUUCUACCCUGAUUUAAUGGAAAUGAGGGACGGAUAUGGCAAUGAUAUGAUUCUGUUCGCGGCGAAGCAUGCUGGAAAGGAGAUGUUCCGAUGGUUGCUGGAAGAAGCAGAUCCUUCCUCUGAUAUGUGGAAGAAAUUCGUCCUGCACAACGCAGCCGUCAACAUGGAGCACGGUGCCGAAAUUAUCUCCUUCCUGAGCUCCAAAAAUAUCCAACUGAACUACAAUGCAAAGAACAAAGUGGGAAAACGGCCCGUGAUGUACGCCCUGGAACUGGAAAACAUCGGUGCCGCGGAGGAACUGGUCGAGCGAGGCGCUGAAAUCGAAUUUGACUGGAAGGAUCAACCCUUACUCAACUACCUAGUGGGCAUUGCUAAGGUCAAGAGUGUGGAGUUCAUCUGUGAGAAAAUUUACAGGGAAGGUAGCAUGGGUGUAGAUUUUGGCGCCAUUCACGUUGCGGCAGGGGUAGCCACGCUUGACCAGUUCAGAAAUCUUGUAGAGGCAUUGGGCGUCGAAUGUCUGAGGAAAAGAACCAGAGUGUACGAUCGCACGGUCCUGGAUUGCGCUGCCAAUAACCACGAGCACGGAAUCGAAAUCAUCAAAUACAUUUUGGAAAAGGAUAUGCAAUUUCAACUCUUGAGAUUGAGGAGCCCUCUUAAGGGUCCCCUGUACUACGCCCUGGGGGAUGAAAACAUUUGCAUAGCGGAUUAUUUGAGAAGUAAAGGUGCCAAAAAAAUCGACACGAAUUGCGUUGAUGACCUUCUUGACAAGCUGAUGCGCGAGGGAGAAAUGAGCACUCUGUAUUAUAUUUUUGACAAUAAUCUGGUUGACGCGGAAGUGUAUCAACUCAUCCACGCGGCGGCCAAAUUCGCCAGCCGUAGCAGGGAAAUGCGCGCCAAUUUCACGGUUAUGAAGGAAAACUGCAAUUUUUUGCAACACUGCGUGAAAUUCGGAUAUGUGAAGAGCGCGAAAAUUGUCUACGAAGUGGACAAACAAUUGAUGAAGAAAGUUGACGAGGAUGGAAGAAACAUGAUGCAUUUGGCCGCUCAACACGCUUUUCUUGGAUUGUUCCUGUGGGUUUCUCAACAAUGCAGCGGCAAAAAAUACAAAAUCAGUGUCAACAAGAAAACGCUUGCUACGACUUUGCACUACGCCGCGUUGAACAAGUUUUAUGGAAGGGAAAUCAUCAAACACAUUCACAAAUCAAUGGGCGUGGCAGUCGACCUCUUCGACGCGAAUAAUGAAACUCCGCUACAUUACGCACUCAGAGCUGAACUCCUGACGGGCGUGGCCCACGAGCUGCUUCAGUGCGACGCAAACAUCAGGCUGAAGGGGAAAAGAGGGAUGAAUUAUCUCCACUUCUGCGUCGUCGAGGACAAACUGAACAGUGCCAAGUUUCUUCUCUCGAAGGAAAAGACUCUGUUGAGGGAAAAGACAGAGGACGGCAGAAACGCGCUCCACCUUGCUGCUGAGUUCGCAAGCCGCAAAAUGUGUGAUUGGCUUAUCGACCAGGGUCUUGACCCCAAUGAACUGACCGCCGAUGGAAAAUCUGUGCUUCACUUUGCUCGAGAUGAAGAUCUGAAGGAAUACUUUUGUUCCUUGUUGGUAAAAGAUGUUCGCUCUACGGAAGACAAUGCUUAA